Molecule: messenger RNA, 990 nt
Organism: Trichomonas vaginalis G3
Lineage: Eukaryota; Parabasalia; Trichomonadida; Trichomonadidae
Product: ATP binding
Exons: 1
Coding region: 1-990 (329 amino acids)
Source: RefSeq, a predicted model, not a curated record
AUGUCUUCUCCUUCUGUCGUUUUAGAUCUCGGUACAUUUAUGUGCAAUAUUGGCUUUGCAGGUGAAGAGGAGCCAAAAAUUUCAUUCCACACCGAAGAUGUUGCAGACGGUGCUUUCAAGAAUAGAGUCAUUGUAGACUUAGAAAAGUGGAAGCAACUUGUAUCGUAUUGUUACAAGGCUCUUAAUGUUGAGCCAUCUGCACAACCACUUUUCCUUGUUGACUCUACGACCUUUAAUUUGGAGAAAAGAAAAGCAGUGGCCAAAUACUUAUUCGAAGAUCUUAAAAUCCCAUCAUUGUUCAUUGCAUCUUCAUUCACAUAUGCAGGAUUCUUAAUCCAAAAGACAAACUGCCUUAUCGUUGAUAUGGGUGAGGCAGCCACUGAGAUCUGUGCAUUCUGUGAGGACAAUGUUAAUAGAGCCACAUUGUUAAGAUCAGCUGUAACAGGCCGCACCAUUUCUGAAUACCUUGCAAGGAUCUUAAACUGCAAUGAUCACAAGACAAUUUGGAAUGUCAAAUCGAACCUCCUCGAGUGCCCACACUUCGCAGAAAUUGAUGCUAAAAUGGAAGAAGCAGUCACCAACAGAGUCAAUUACAAUGGCAUCAAUUUCGGACCUGAAAGAGUAAUCGCAAGUACAGCAUACUUGCGCCCAUUCUUCCUUGAGAUCGAUAGCGACGGAUUGGCUGUUGAUAUCAAAGAAGUCAUUGUUAAAUGCCCGAUCAAUUUCAGAAAAGAUAUGUGGACACACGUUGUCUUAAUCGGAGGAUCAGCACAAAUCAAGGGAUUCGCUACUGCAUUACAAGAGGCCCUUGUUGAGCUUGCUCCCGAAGCAGUCAAACCAGAAGUUCACGUAUCUGUAGCAGAGAAGCCACAAAUUGCAAGCUGGAUCGGUGCUUCUGCAUAUGCUGCUGCUAAGCCAAAUGCUGCUGUCUUGAAGUCCGAUUAUGAUACUGAAGGAGAAAAAAUCGUCCAGGAUCAUUUAAUGAAUUAA